Messenger RNA from Malassezia vespertilionis, 513 nucleotides. It is a transcript of the gene COX11, whose product is annotated as Cytochrome c oxidase assembly protein cox11, mitochondrial. Gene Ontology annotation, molecular function: copper ion binding. Gene Ontology annotation, cellular component: mitochondrial inner membrane. The coding region runs from base 1 to 513 and encodes 170 amino acids. The transcript has a single exon. The record is from RefSeq and is a predicted model, not a curated record. NCBI's taxonomy places the organism in Eukaryota, Fungi, Basidiomycota, Malasseziomycetes, Malasseziales, Malasseziaceae.
AUGACCGAUCGGGAGCGCUACUCGGAUGCAUCACGCCUGCACCCCACGUACAGUGACCCGUUCAACGAGACCAAGGACACGGAACGCAUCCGCAUCUCGUUCAGUGCGACGCACUCUGACCAGAUUCCUUGGUCCUUUGUGCCAGAGCAGCCCGAAAUCUAUGUACUUCCGGGCGAAACGGCGCUCACGUUUUUUAAAGCACACAACUACUCGGACAAGGAUAUUAUUGGCAUUGCGACGUACAAUGUCGUCCCGGAUCGAGUACGUGUUGUUGCAGUGCUCUCACCGCAGAUCGCCCCGUACUUUGCCAAGAUUGAAUGCUUCUGCUUUGAGGAGCAAAAGCUGCUUGCGGGCGAAGUGAUUGACUUGCCCGUAUUCUUCUUCCUGGACAAGGACAUGCUCGAGGAUGGAGAAACGCGCGACGUCAAGGAUGUUAUACUAAACUAUACCUUUUUCAGCGCACGGCGAAAUCCUGUGAAUGGGCAACUGGAGUAUGUAUACAGGCAAAGCUGA